UUUGAUGUGGGCUGUCUUCAUUGGCCAAAAAAUGCUGAUGAGGAUUUUUUAAUUUUCGCAGCCUUUUCGCUUUCCUUUUUAAUUUUGUACAGUUCUGCAGUCUGUAGUAUGGGAAUUUCUGUAGAAUAGGUGUUUUCUGGAAUAUGGAGUAGCGAUUGUGGUGUGUUUGCGAAACAGUGGCAGCAUGCGUCGUGUUAUCGGAGCUGACAGGUUGGCUGCGGACUUUGGAUCAGCUGCUGGAUAAACACAGCGGAUGAUGCAUUAUUCAUUCGCCUGAUCUCACCUUCUCCUGGCGUUGUCCGCAUUCUUUCUCGUGUUAUCUUUACCUCUAUUUAUUUCUGGAGUUUUCUUGGAUUUUUCGUCGUGGUACUCUCUGAGGCUGAAUUAAUUAUUUUCUGGUGAUUAUGUGGCGCCAUUGGCCGUUCGUGAUCCUCUUCCUGUCGGUUCCGGUGCAGUAUUUUGUCAGUAAAUAUUGGGUGGGAUUUUCCUGGAGGAAUCUCAUCAAGCCGGACCCCGUGGAUGACAAUCCUUCAGCAUCCUAUGCCAAUAUUAAAGCGUCGAAUUAUUAUUUACAGAGGACGUUCGCCACGUUGGAGCGGAAGCUGAAGCUGCAGGAGUGGUCGCGGUGGCCGGAGAAGCUGGUGCAGUGCGCCAAACGGCUGCUCUUCGACUACAUCAGUCUGGUGCCGGAUCCGGAGGAGGAGGAGCCGACGACAGGGGACGCGGCGCCGGAGACGGGCCAGCCGCCGCCACCAGCGCCGACGCACACCGCACCCAAACCCAAGACCAAGGAGCACAAAAACUUCCAUCCCGAUGAGGAAUACGACGAGAAUAAACAUUUUGCCGGUUCACGUGAUCCGCGCAGUCCCCGCCAUCCCGACGUCCUGUACCGCGUGGGACAGGUCAUUGAGCACACGCAGCAAAAGUACCGCGGCGUCAUCCUCGGCUGGGACCACCGCCCCGUGAUGCCGAGCAAGGUGGCGAAGGCGUUGUUCGCGCGGGAGAAGCCGGAGAUGCAGGAGCAGCCCUUCUACGCCGUCCUGGUGGACACGCGUGACCGCGUCACCCCGCAGAUCGACUACAUUGCGCAACAGGUCAUCCGGCCCCUCAUGCCGCCCAUCGUGAUCGUGCACCCCGUGUUGGAGGCGUACUUCGAAGCCGGCCGGCCGGAUGCGCGCAGCGGCUGCUAUCGCAUGCGGCCCUUCCACCAGCAGGUCUACCCCGAAGACUGACGAAUCGGCGAUUAUUAUUGAAUAGUGACCACUGCAUGUUUCGCCUGGACGAUUGUUUGUUAAUUCGCGCUGGAUGAUGGACCCCGUCUUUCCUUUUUCACACCAGUCGCUGGUUGGUUGAAAGAAAUUUUUAUUUCAACCUGCAGAUUUUUAUACAGUUAUCAGUGGGUUUUUACUGUAUGCGGCCUUGGACAGACUUAUUUCACGUGUUUUCUGUGUUUUUGCGGGUGGACUGCGUUGUGCCUUGCAUGGGUGUACUGCCGACCAAGAUUCGUGUUCAAGUUUUAUCCGGAAGAAUUUUCACUGGUGUGGUGUGUGUACGGCGAAAGUUUUGUACAAACGAGAAAAUAAAAAGCGGAGAAAACGA
This is a messenger RNA of Paramacrobiotus metropolitanus, 1599 nucleotides long. RefSeq lists its product as uncharacterized. Gene Ontology annotation, molecular function: DNA binding. The record is from RefSeq and is a predicted model, not a curated record. NCBI's taxonomy places the organism in Eukaryota, Metazoa, Tardigrada, Eutardigrada, Parachela, Macrobiotidae. The coding region runs from base 405 to 1232 and encodes 275 amino acids. The transcript is spliced from 6 exons.